CCGCGUCCAAGGUGAACGCCGGCAUCGCGCGACGCGGCAGGACCUCCUCGCCCGCCCGCGCUCCCACGAGUUCAUUUGUUUGCUGGGAGAUCUUGGUGACGGAAGGCCCAGGUACUACAUUACGGAACCUGUCUCCUCAAGCGCACUCGUGCGGAUUGAAAGAAACAAACCGAAACAAACCCCGGGAGUGGUGGUGAAUGCAAGUAAUCCCGAGAAAGAUGGGUGUGGAGUUCCAGGCUGGCCGCCGCUAAAUGAUUAACCAUUUAAGAUGGCAUUUCACUGGCAAACGACCGUUUUUGUACCUGGCUAAGACUUGGAUUCCUCUUCCCCCGCCCCAAGAUUCUCAAUCAUGUCUUGAUGGGCUUGACUCUGCUGUGCUGACAACUUUUGGGCAGGAGAAAUGGCUCUGAUGAAAUGGGGGCUGGGAAGGCAGAAGCUUCGUCUGCUGAAGAGGAGCUCCCUGCUGCUGAAACUCCUAGCCAUUGUCUUGGCUGUGCUUCUAGUUUGUGAAUUUUUUAUCUAUCAUUUGGUCAUCUCUCGGUGUGAUUGGCCUGAGCUGAAAACUGCAGUCCAUGGUGGUGGACAGGAACCUGUGCUGAGAGCCAUGUUUUUGGCUGAUACCCACUUGCUUGGGGAAAUAAGAGGCCACUGGCUGGAUAAAUUACGAAGGGAAUGGCAGAUGGAGAGGGCCUUCCAGACAGCUCUGUGGUGGCUGCAGCCUGAAGUUGUCUUCAUUCUGGGGGACAUCUUUGAUGAAGGGAAGUGGAGCUCCUCUCAGGCCUGGGCUGAUGAUGUGCAGCGGUUUCAGAAGAUGUUCAGACACCCAAAUCAUGUGCAGCUGAAAGUUGUCGUUGGCAACCAUGAUAUUGGUUUCCACUACCAGAUGAACAGAUAUCUAGUAAAACGAUUUGAGAAAGUGUUCAACUCUGAAAGGCUGUUUUCUUGGAAAGGAGUUAAUUUUGUGAUGGUCAACAGUGUUGCACUGGAAGGGGAUGGCUGUGACAUCUGCUCCCAAGCAGAAGCUGAACUCAUUGAAAUUUCUCGUAAAUUGAACUGCUCCCAAAAGCAGGUGCAGGGAUCAGGCCAGUGUGGAGGUGGGCAGCAGCUCCCCUUGUCUGCCCCAGUGCUUCUGCAGCAUUACCCGCUCUACCGGACCAGUGAUGCUAACUGCUCCGGGGAAGAUGCUGCUCCUCCAGAGGAAAAAAACAUCCCUUUUGUGGAGAAAUAUGAUGUGCUUUCUCGGGAGGCCUCACAAAAGCUGCUGUGGUGGCUCCAGCCCCGCCUGGUCCUGAGUGGCCACACACACAGUGCCUGUGAGGUGCUCCACGCUGGAGGCGUCCCUGAGCUCAGCGUCCCAUCAUUCAGUUGGAGGAACAGAAACAACCCCAGUUUCAUCAUGGGCAGCCUGACGUCCAGAGAUUAUGCCCUCUCCAAGUGUUUCCUUCCUUUUGAGGACACAGUUCUGACCAUGUACAGUGGAGCAGCUGGUUUCCUUGUGGUCCUCAUCUUAGCUCAUUUUGAGUGUUUAGCCUCACCUUUUCUGUUGGGAUGGAACCUGCUCAGAAUGCACAGGACAAGAUUGAGACUUUAAGAACUGCCCUCAGAGCUGUGGCUGUAUAAGACAUCAAAUGCGUGGCUAUAGCAACUUGAAUUUCUAGGUAUUGUACUCAGCACACUUGGGAUGAUGCAUUUACAGUUCUUGUACAUGUGAGAAAUAGCCUUAUAUUUUGUCUGUCUUAUUUCAAAUAAAUAUCUUAGGAGAUUGAGGCUGUGACUCAGCAGGUGAGCACUUGCCUAGCAUGCAUUAGACCCUAGGUUUACUGUCAACACAGCAAAACAAAAGAAUGAAUAAAUGAGUAAAUAAAGCUUCAUAAUGCUUCACCUUCAAAAGGCCAGUGAGAACUCUUAUCUUCACUCUCCUUGGCCAACCUUUGCUUUUCUCUUGCUGUUUGUUUCCUUGGACAAUGAACCUGGGUCUGGAACUUUUCAUGGGGGUAGGGAACCUUUUUACUGCCACAGGCUGUUUGGGUAUUUAUAGCAUUAUUUUUAGGCCACACAAAAUUACAGAUUCAGGCAGCCUGCCUUGGACUGCAGACCAGAGCUGACAAGAAGCUUAUGUGUACAUCUUAUUGUUUACCAAAUGUUCCCUGUCUGCUCUAAGGGAAUAGCUGGUCUAUUCCUUCCCAGAGAUGAAGAAAUACACUAUCUGGAAAGAAAAAAAAAAUUCCUGGUUCCUUGCAAGAAGAUUUGAUUGCCAUUUGCGCCCUGGAGUUGAGUCCUGAUCUUUGUAGCUCAGGCUCAAAGCAGUAAAAGCAGGUGGCUGUAAGUGUUUUGUGAUAUUAGAAAGACAACCACUGGUAAAGUGUGAAUGAUUUUCAUAUCAAGGAGAAUUUUACAACGUAUCAACCUGGUUAAAAAAAAUAAAUUCUAGAUACUUUCAUCCCCUGUUGUGGAGUAAGUAGCAGGUCAUGUUGACAUGACGCUGUCUAGCCCAAUUAAAAAAAAGAAAAUACCCAGCACAUUUCCUUCACAGGUGGAGCCAUUAUCAAGGCACAGAAGUCUAGGAUUUUUCUCCAGUAGUGAUAGAAAAGAAUAUUACAUUUUGUGGUCUGUACAGUAUGAUAAACUAGCAAUAAAUAAACAACAAAAAGAAUAUAUGAAAGAAGACUAUGCUCAACUAUCAUUAAAGUGUAGAGGGCUUGAACUCAGGGCCAGGA
Dipodomys spectabilis (banner-tailed kangaroo rat) is the source of this 2717-nucleotide messenger RNA. It is a transcript of the gene Mppe1, whose product is annotated as metallophosphoesterase 1. Gene Ontology annotation, cellular component: endoplasmic reticulum-Golgi intermediate compartment. Lineage: Eukaryota; Metazoa; Chordata; Mammalia; Rodentia; Heteromyidae. The transcript is spliced from 11 exons. Gene Ontology annotation, molecular function: phosphoric diester hydrolase activity. Gene Ontology annotation, biological process: endoplasmic reticulum to Golgi vesicle-mediated transport; GPI anchor biosynthetic process. The record is from RefSeq and is a predicted model, not a curated record. Bases 401 to 1591 code for a protein of 396 amino acids.